Molecule: messenger RNA, 1428 nt
Organism: Penicillium expansum
Lineage: Eukaryota; Fungi; Ascomycota; Eurotiomycetes; Eurotiales; Aspergillaceae
Exons: 6
Coding region: 1-1428 (475 amino acids)
Source: RefSeq, a predicted model, not a curated record
AUGGAGACUAUCGAGGUCGAUGUUCUCGUCUGCGGAGGAGGCAUGUCUGGAAUGGCAUGCGCUGCUUUUGCGGCGGAAGCAGGAGCUAAAGUACUGGUCGUCGAGAAGCAAGCUGAUGUGGGUGGCUCAUCAAAUUACUCUGCAGGGAUGUUCUGGGCCCCGCAAACAUAUAACAAGCUGAGAAACUGGGUCCCUGACGGAGAUCCAGCGCUUCAAAAGGCCUGGUUAAGCGAUUAUCUACCUGCUGUACAGUGGAUGCGUGAAAACGGCGUGCCAAUAGCAGACCGGUUCGACGGUAUCAUGACAAUCGGUAUUGGAUUUCCUAUUAAGAUUCCACACCUUCAUAACCUCCACCGAAAGCGCAUCCAGUCCAGCAAGACACAUUCCGAUAUUUUCACCAACACGUCGGUAGUCAAGUUGAUUCAGAAAGAACCAGGGGUUUCAGGAUCGAGCAUAAUUGGUGCUGUCAUUUGCAGGAACUCUGCGCUAUAUUACGAAGUCAGAUCCAAAGUGGUGGUUUUGGCUACGGGAGGCUUUCAAGGUUCUCCGGGGAUGACAUCUAAAUAUCUGGGGCAAGGUGGAGACAAUAUCUUUGUGCGCUCCAAUCGUGGAUCGGUGGGCGAUGGACUCAAGCUGGCCAUGGAAUCUGGUGCAGGAACCAGUAGAGGAAUGAACACCUACUAUGGCCAUCUUUUGGCGGCUCCACUUCGAGCUGAAGACGUGGAUCCAAAGGACUAUCUUCCACUCGCUCAAUACCGUCAGCGAUUUGCCGAUGAGACCACAGGUGACGAGAUCAUCAAUCAGUAUCUCGCCAAGCAGCAAAAGCGUCGCGGGUUUAUAUUGUUCAAUGAGAAGACCCGUCUCCAACACUGCGUCACUGCGUUGUUCCCUAAUGCAGGAAACAUUGAUCGUCUGCAGAAAGCCCGCGAACAUGGCUGUAAUGUUGGAAGUGCGUCAACAUUGAGUGGUCUGGUAGAUAUUCUUCACGGAUGGGGUGUGAAUGAUGUACAGGCAAGACGCACCAUCGAGGCGUAUGAUCAAGUGGUUCGUUUGGGGGAUAAGAGCAUUUCCCUUCACGCCCCUAUCGGUCGAGCUGGUUCGCCCCCUGCACCCUUGGUGGAUGGGGAAGGACCCUUCUAUGCCAUGGAAGUUCAGCCAUCGAUCACAUUCACCUACGGCGGUAUCGCGAUCGAUACGAAGGGGCACGCCUUGACCCCAGAUAAAUCCCGAAUUCCAGGUUUGCUCGUCGCGGGCGUCGAUGCUGGUGGUUUCAGUAAUCUCGGAUACGCCGGGGGUCUUGCUCUUGCGUUCGUGACAGGUCUAUGGGCGGCCCGAGAGGUUGCAUGCGACUUGGGGUUGCCUGAGCCUCGCCUACCCCCUGCCGAUGUUCGGGAUGGGAAGGAUAAACCAAUCCAAGGGCGCCUUUGA